UGUGCAUUAUUCUACAACAAUGCACUCAUAAUCUAUUUCCUAAACAAAACACAGUCCGACCUGUCUCACGGUCCGUCCUGUCCGUAAAUUAGUUUUCAGUACGCAUGCGCUAUAAAUUUGGAAAAAUAUCAGUAUGGCGGAAAAAAGUCCUGGGUAAUAUUUUCUCAAAAUUUGAAGAAAUUGCAAUUUUGGUAGCUUAUCAGGAUGGCCCAUCAACUUCAGUUAGAGAAGGAAAGCUACAGACAGUGGGUAAAGGCUGGUUUAGGACUUGGAUAUUUAAAAGAGGGUCUGGUACCAUUCUGUAAUGACAUAGCUGACCAACAACAUAAGGAUAUCUUACAGAACAUUAGGUCUACAAAAUCACUACCAUCAACUGCGACGUGUGGCAGCUGUCAAGUUGAAACUCUCAAGCCAGACCAUAAGUCAGUAGGGAAUGCUGGAAACAAAGUUUGUCCUCUUGGGCAAGUAAGAUGCAGCUGUUGCUUUACUAAGGGCAAACUUGCUUGCCCAAACAGCAUAUGUGGCGCCAUUUAUGACUAUAUUGUGCAAAAUCAUGCAUCUUCACCACCUGCACCUAACUGGAAAAACAGCGAUGCUCAACAGUGGUCGACAGACCCUUGGAGCAUUUGUAAGUGUUUUAUAAAUGCUCCAGGGUACGGAAAGAAGCAAUCUGCUAGUGAAACUGAUUGUACUGGGUUAUUACACCUAUUGAUUAAUAACCAGUAUUUUCAUAGCCACAUUGCAUGCAAUGUCACAGGAACAAACAACCUGUUUUCAACGGUAAAUCAUUAUUAAAAGUUCUUUUAAUGAUCUUUUAUCAGCUCUAUUGUAAUGUAAAUGCUGUAUAUACAGCAUCAAAGUAAAAGAGAAAAUGAAAAUUUAACUAUGAAGGUUAUAAAGUAAUUCACCACUUUAAUGAUACACAACAAAUGUAAACAAAAAAAAUCACCAAUCGUUUUUAUUGCAAAAUUUG
Messenger RNA from Ruditapes philippinarum (Manila clam), 973 nucleotides. RefSeq lists its product as uncharacterized. The coding region runs from base 205 to 795 and encodes 196 amino acids. The record is from RefSeq and is a predicted model, not a curated record. The transcript is spliced from 2 exons. NCBI's taxonomy places the organism in Eukaryota, Metazoa, Mollusca, Bivalvia, Venerida, Veneridae.